UCAGGAGCAGGACCUUUGAUACCUGGAGGAUGACUUUGCUGACCACCUUAAAAGAAAAUAUCUGAUUCUGGAUCAAACAUGAAAAGGGCCGACCGCUGAGAACCGAGUUUGAGUAAGUGCAGAUUUUUCAGUGUCACGUGACUGAAGUGGAGGCUGCUGGUUGGACGACCCUGUUGGCGCCACAAUGAGCAGAGAUGGCGAAGUGGUCUGUUCAGGUUGGCUCAGGAAAUCUCCACCAGAGAAAAAGCUACGCCGUUACGCCUGGAAGAGGCGUUGGUUUGUGCUGCGUAGCGGCCGGCUGAGUGGUGAGCCUGACGUUCUGCAGUAUUACAAGAACGCACAUUCCCGUCGGCCCAUCAGAACCAUAAACCUGAGCAUGUGUGAGCAGGUGGACGCCGGCUUGUCGUUCACAAAGAAGGAACUGGAGAAAAGCUUUGUUUUUGAUGUAAGGACGGGGGAGAGGACGUGGUACCUGGUGGCUGAGUCUGAGGAGGACAUGAAUCACUGGGUGGCCUCCAUCUGCCUGCUGUGUGGCUUCAACCCAACAGACGAAGUACAUGAUGGCGUUCCCGUCUCCAGCACUUCCCCUGGCAUUACUAUUGCCACGGUAACGGUCUCUGGUGCCCCCUACGAGCCUGUCGGAGUGCGCCCCCAGGUGAUGGAAGGUGGCAGUGUGGAGGAUUACAUGUGGCUAGCGCAAUGUCGAACCCACAUCAGGCCUCCACAAGGUUCCUCCACCUCUCUAGAUAGCGACAGUGGCGACCACCUCUUUCCUACUCCCUCUAUCGCCUCUUCCUCCUCUUCGCCCUCGCCCUCCCAACUUCCCACCAGCCUCCCUCCGCCUUCCUCCGGCUCUCGGACGGCGCCGUGGACAUCUGUUGCCACAACAGAUGCCCUUAGCCAGUCUCUGAACUCUAGCAUGAGUCCUUACCUCCAGAGAGCAGGCGAGAGACCUCGAUGUCACCCCUCUCCACAUCCAAGGAAGCAUUCACUGGAUUUCCACCUGCGCCCCGUGGCAAUCGCUGCCUCCAGUGGCUACCAGAUACCCCGCCCGGCAGCCGCACAUCAGCCACCCCCCCCUCUGCACCCCUACUCCACCCCUAGUGUGGACUCCUUAAUACAGGCUGAGCUUUUCACCUCCACCCCGACUCCUCCACCGCGCCCGCCUAAGCCCAUUGCCAUGGCAGCCAUCGGUGAGAGUCUGACGAACGGGCAGGGCUCUGAGUCGGGGCUGAGCCCUGGAAGCGUGGAAGUUGCCGGGGGAGUGACCAGGAGUAACUCUGCCACCACACCUAGACGCUGUGAGUCUCUGACGCUGUCUCGCUCGCUCUCAGACAGAGCGAGCCUGUUUGACUUCAGCGAUAGCUUCAACAGCUACUUUUUGAAUAAAGGCAUGGUGCCACUGGGCAGUGUUUGCUCCGAAGACAACGACGCGGAUGAAAAUUACGUUCCCAUGAACGCCGCCACCAUCGAGCCCCCUCACCUGGCGCGACCCUCGGAGAUACCCCACAAUCACCAGGAGGCCAACUACGUUCCCAUGACCCCUCUUGGCCCUCACCUCCCCGCUGCAGCUGACCCGCUGUCAUUGGGGACACAGGUGCCCCCGGCUGCUCACACGGGCUUCCGUAUACCCCCAUUGAUGCCCCUCACUGCCCCUCACCCAAGGGAGGGAGAGCUGGAGACGGUGCCGCCGCCCGUUCAUCGCAAUUUGAAGCCACAGCGCAGAGUCAGACCAGCGCCCCUCAACAUCCCUCCAGUGCAGCAGGACUGGCAAGAAGUCCCGCCCCCUGUACGCUCACCUGUUACUCAGACCUUCACAAGACCCCCGUCCAGUCGUCGUACAGUCAGGCCCACCUCAUCCCACAGUUCAUAUUCCUCCUCCGACUCUGAUGAUCUCGACGACAGCUACGUUGCCAUGACGAACAGCAGUCUCAGCUUCAGCGCAGAAGAGCGUUCUCUGAGGCUCACGCUACAUCGUGCAUCUGAGGGAGGAGUCAGCAGCCCAUUGGUCAGGCGAGCCAGAGGCAGCAAACAUGUGGAGUACCUGGACCUAGACCUCCACGUGGGACGAGUGACACCGACAAGGCAGGUAAGAAGGAACACUUUCCUUUUGCAAACUCGCAACAUAAUGGACACGACACAAACUUGUGUCGCUCAGAAACGCUGCACUGAUGAUAGCGGUGACAAGCUGGCUGGAGGCGUCGAGGAGCAUGCCCGGGGAGAGCGAACUCGUGUGGACUACGUGGUGGUGGACCCCAAGAGGACCAAGGCCCUGAGGAAUACCAGGGAGGCGUGGCACGAUGGGAGAAUGUCCACGGAGAAGUGCAAGGAGCACAGCUGAGAAGCCAAGUAUGGUCGUUUCCGUGUCAACAUCAAUGGAUCAAAACCUUAUUUUGGUAGCCACGCCCAAAUCUCAACACAUCCAAGAGCAUCUCUAAAGUAGAUUUUAGCACAUGGAUUUUACUUUUCUUUCUGUGAAUAAACAACACUGAAAACAUCACUUAAUGAGGUUCCAGAGUGACUUAAGCUGUCCCUUUUUGUUUUGAAUUGAAUCUCUCUCAAAAAUUUUUUUUUUUGCUAAGUAUACUAAGUAUACAUGGUUACUAAGAGCUAAUUUUUAAAGUAUAGUGUUGUUUUAAACCAUUAUGGUCGUCUAUUUACCGAAAAUGACAUUAGUAAUAUUUCUGCCAAACAUGGAAGGACCUCCAUUACUGUGCCUUGUAAUAGCAAACAGAUGUUUGAUUAAAAAAAAUACCUGUAUACAAUUUUAAAACCUGCAGUGCACUGAGACCGUAGUACAGGCUAUUCAACUGGCGUCCCGGGGCCAAAUCCGAACCGGGAAUGACACUGUAUUACCCCCCCAAAUUCAGGUCAAAAUUUGGGAGAGACUACAGAUUUUUUUGCAGCAAAUUGAAUAUAACGAAAACACCUUAGCGCUUAUAGAGGAACUUGGACAAACACAUUGGCAGAGUCUUGCAUUGACAUUUUAACCUCCCAAAGCAUCUACUGCAGUAGACUCAUCUGUAUUUUGCAUAACUGGUCCGUCUUUUCUGAAAUGUGCAAAUCUGACAAGAAAAUAGACCAAAAACUAAUGUCCAGUACGAAUGCCCCUGUGGUCUUCAGCUCUCUGGAAAUGUGGUCCCUUGAACAAUUUAGUUGAAUAGCCCUGCCAUAGAAAGGGAACCAGAAAGUGACAAAUUUAUUUUGCAUUGUUUUGUGUGUGUAAACCUUACCUCCUUUUGCACUAUUUCUUGUCUUUCUUUCCUAUGCUUUGCAUAUUUAUAGACUGUCACACUGAUACUGAAGUUGCCUUUAAUCUCAUUGUACCUGUGUAUAGUGACAAUAAAAGG
Molecule: messenger RNA, 3350 nt
Organism: Entelurus aequoreus (snake pipefish)
Lineage: Eukaryota; Metazoa; Chordata; Actinopteri; Syngnathiformes; Syngnathidae
Product: GRB2-associated-binding protein 1-like
Exons: 11
Coding region: 185-2341 (718 amino acids)
Source: RefSeq, a predicted model, not a curated record